AUGCUCACCAGGUUCCUGGGCCCGUGCUACCGGGAGUUGGCGAAGAAUUGGCUGCCCAUGGCAGGCCUGUGGGGAGCUGUGGGUUCCGUGGGGCUGGUGUGGGCCACCGACUGGUGGCUGAUCCUGGACUGGGUGCCCUACAUUGACGGCACAUUUAAGAAGGACGACUGAGGAAA
This is a messenger RNA of Echinops telfairi (small Madagascar hedgehog), 176 nucleotides long. RefSeq names its product cytochrome b-c1 complex subunit 10-like. The coding region runs from base 1 to 171 and encodes 56 amino acids. NCBI's taxonomy places the organism in Eukaryota, Metazoa, Chordata, Mammalia, Afrosoricida, Tenrecidae. The transcript has a single exon. The record is from RefSeq and is a predicted model, not a curated record. Gene Ontology annotation, cellular component: mitochondrial inner membrane. Gene Ontology annotation, biological process: mitochondrial electron transport, ubiquinol to cytochrome c.